Molecule: messenger RNA, 881 nt
Organism: Lactuca virosa
Lineage: Eukaryota; Viridiplantae; Streptophyta; Magnoliopsida; Asterales; Asteraceae
Source: the annotation of a GenBank genome assembly
UGAACAAUAAAACAAUCAAAAUAUCACCAUUUUCUUUUCUUCGACUUUGAACACUUGUAUGACUCUUUAGUCAAAGUCUGGAUGAGCAGAAGUCAAAAUCGAACACAUAAGUUCUUACGCUAUCCAUCGUUUUUUCCUUCAUCGUUUCUCGACACUUCCCCAUCAAAACAUGUCUCGUAUUUUCCAUUAUCUGGAAGCCAUGCUCUUGAUUUUGAUCUCAAUUUCUGUGUUUACGACGGUUUCCUCCCGCCCUAUCGCCACCGGUCCAGAAGGUCACGUUGCCGCGACGUCAGUGAUAUUAAAGAGCUCCGAUGGAGAGAAAUUCGAUGUGAAAUUACAGGUGGUGCUACAAUCGGAAGCGAUUAAGCAAAUGAUCGUCGACGGAGGGUUCUCCAGUAAGAUCGAAUUGUCUUUCCCUAAUAUAACCGGUGAGAUCAUGGCCAAGGUCUUGGACUACUGUCACAAACACAUGUAUUACGACGGCGCCGGAAAUAAUCUCACCGCCUUGGAGGAAAUGAAAGCGUUUGAUACGCAGUUCGUGGAUGUUCAUUACGAAACGCUCUUCAAACUUGUUCUGGCAUCGAAUGAGUUAAAGAUCAAAAGUCUAUUGGAUCUUGUUAGUGGAAGAAUAGCCAAUAUGAUUAAAGGGAAGGAAGUUGAAGAGAUACGUGAAAUGUUUAACAUCAAACAAGGGUCAUGUGUUGAUCAUUUCACAAAACAAGACAGUGUUCGAGAAAAUGGUUGGGCAUUUGGGUAAGAUAUUUGCAAACACUUCACAACUCAAAAUCGUCCUAGCAUUGAAUUGUUGUGUAAUAAUUUACAUUCUAAUAUCCGAAAUAUAAAGCAUGUAUUAUGUAUUUAUAAAAACAUGAAAAUAUGGU